Messenger RNA from Knipowitschia caucasica, 816 nucleotides. Lineage: Eukaryota; Metazoa; Chordata; Actinopteri; Gobiiformes; Gobiidae. The record is from the annotation of a GenBank genome assembly.
AUGAGCGAGACGAGAGAGAUGAGCGAAAUGAGGGAGACGAGAGAUGAGCGAGACGAGAGAGAUGAGCGAGACGAGAGGAUGAGCGAGAUGAGAGAGAUGAGCGAGACGAGAGAGAUGAGCGAGACGAGAGAGAUGAGCGAGACGAGAGAGAUGAGCGAAACGAGAGAGAUGAGCGAGACGAGAGAGAUGAGCGAGACGAGAGAGAUGAGCGAGACGAGAGAGAUGAGCGAGACGAGAGAGAUGAUCGAAACGAGAGAGAUGAGCGAGACGAGAGAGAUGAGCGAGACGAGAGAGAUGAGCGAGAUGAGCGAAACGAGAGAGAUGAGAGAGAUGAGCGAGACGAGAGAGAUGAUCAAAACGAGAGAGAUGAGCGAGACGAGAGAGAUGAUCGAGACGAGAGAGAGGGGCGAGACGAGAGAGAUGAGCGAGACGAGAGAGAUGAGCGAGACGAGAGGGAUGAGCAAGACGAGAGAGAUGAGCAAGACGAGAGAGAUGGGCGAGACGAGAGAGAUGAGCGAGACGAGAGAAAUGAGCGAAACGAGAGAGAUGAGCGAGACAAGAGAGAUGAGCGAGACGAGAGAGAUGAGCGAAAUGAGGGAGACGAGAGAUGAGCGAGACGAGAGAGAUGAGCGAGACGAGAGAGAUGAGCAAGACGAGAGGGAUGAGCGAGACGAGAGAGAUGAGCGAGACGAGAGAGAUGAGCGAGAUGAGAGAGAUGAGCGAGACGAGAGAGAUGAGCGAAACGAGAGAGAUGAGCGAGACGAGAGAGAUGAGCGAGACGAGAGAGAUGAGCGAAAUGAGGGAGACGAGAGAUGA